Messenger RNA from Sabethes cyaneus, 8864 nucleotides. It is a transcript of the gene gek, whose product is annotated as serine/threonine-protein kinase Genghis Khan. The transcript is spliced from 20 exons. Gene Ontology annotation, cellular component: cytoskeleton; cytoplasm. NCBI's taxonomy places the organism in Eukaryota, Metazoa, Arthropoda, Insecta, Diptera, Culicidae. Gene Ontology annotation, biological process: actomyosin structure organization; peptidyl-threonine phosphorylation. Gene Ontology annotation, molecular function: ATP binding; protein serine/threonine kinase activity. The coding region runs from base 1363 to 6810 and encodes 1815 amino acids. The record is from RefSeq and is a predicted model, not a curated record.
GUCUGCGCGAAUCGUUGGAAGUUUCCCCUUCUCAUCUCUCAUUUUGUGUAGCAGAAAAAAUUGAAUUUUACAUCGGUCGUCGCACUAGACUCCAUUUUUUCAAUCCUAUCGAAUAUGGGAAAUGGUUAACCUUACAUUUUUGAAUACAUUUAAGUGAAAGGAAGAAUGUAGUGAAUAGUUUAAAUCGGUGAUUGGGUUAUGAAAAUUUUCAGCAAGUGUGGAAUGUGGAAAAAAUGAAUAAAGAAGCUAGAAAAGUUCACAUCAAGUGAGGUCGGGAGAAAACCCUUCCCCCGUCAUCCAUCAUUGCCUAUACAGAGUGUAGUCGGUUCGGAUUCGGAAUUGUGGCUGCUGCCGGAGGAGAAACCUGAGUGGUUUAUUCAUAGCUCUUGAAUUUGCAAUAGUAUUUCAGGUUCGUUUCAUAUAGCAGUGAGUAUUAUGCACUUGUUUGUGUGUGUGUGUGAAUUUUCAGAGAGAAUAAUUUCUCACAUCUCGCAAAUCGAGACAUAACAUUGUGUUCGAUCGUGUGUAAAAGCGGAUCCAUUGAAUAUUUCGGUAGAGUUCACGCAGACGUUGUGUGUUGUCUAGCGGUAUCGUGUGUGAAGGAGUAUUAUUAGUAAGGAUCUAUUUCUCAUUGCACAAUAACGCAGGCGGUUUCGUGAAUAGUUUCUGCUGAAAGGACUGCGAAAGUUUACUAUGGAUAUCUUGAGUUUAUCUUUUAAGCAACAACCGAACUUAAAUACUUAAGAUAUCCAUUUGUUGAGAAUAUCGGUAGAAUCGGCCAUUGUGCACUAAGUAAUGUGAACUGCUAACCGUACGUAACUGCUAAGGCCACGAUUCCUACCGAGCACAAUGCGAACAAUGAACAUGGACAACUGUGAGAAAUUGCUGACCGGAUUCUACCACGUUAGCAAACGGUGUAGUUCCAGACUGAUUUUAGCCGAGUUACCCCAUGUUAGUUCCAGCACUCGCGCAAAUAGUAUCACUUGGUUUAAACAGUCGUCACUGCAGGGGCAAAAUCACUAGCAAUGCAAGUUGUGUUUGCUGUAGCAUCGACUAUGAGUGCAAGUGUGAAAAUUAAAAGAAAAAUUGAAAUAAUAUGAAAAUAGUUGAAUCCAAGCCAAAAUAUAGUUUAGUGCAUUUGAGAAGAAAGAAAAGAAGAAAGAGCAUUGCACAUGUGUGGCAACGGGAUGAGGCAGUGGUCCCGACGGGAGUGAUCACAUCUGUGAAAAUUUGUUUUUCAUUGUCAAAAUAGAACAGCACACGAGUGUAUAGAAGAAGCUGUCAGUGAGUAAUCAGGUGAACAGCUGUCGAAAUCAUACAAAUUAUUUGGGAUAUAGCCGAGAUCUAAAGCGAAGUGUAAACAUGACCGAACCAAAGGGCGUCCUCGCAGGACUAAACUUAUCUAGCUUAUCAGUGAUCCCAGCAUCCAACCGGCUACGCGAACUUGAAUCGCUUAUCAUCGAUAAUGUCACUUCGAACAACAAUUUAAACAGUGCUGGUUUGUCGUCGGAGAAAUUCCUCUCGAUCGAAACCCUGCUCGACUGUCUGCUGGUGCUGUACGACGAGUGCUGCAAUUCGUCCCUACGGCGAGAAAAAACCGUUUCUGAUUUCAUCGAGUUGAUAAAAUCGGUGGUGCAAUGCAUCAAACAGCUGCGCUUGUCGCGGGAGGACUUCGAAGUGCUCAAGGUUAUUGGCCGCGGCGCAUUUGGCGAGGUAUGCGUCGUUCGAAUGAAUCACACUAGUCAAAUCUAUGCAAUGAAAAUUUUAAACAAAUGGGAAAUGCUGAAGCGAGCCGAAACCGCGUGCUUUCGCGAGGAACGCGAUGUGCUAGUGUUUGGCGAUCGAAGAUGGAUUACCAACCUGCACUAUGCCUUCCAGGAUGAUAUCAAUUUGUAUCUCGUGAUGGAUUACUACUGUGGGGGAGAUCUAUUGACGUUACUAAGUAAAUUCGAAGACCGUCUUCCAGAGGAUAUGGCGCGGUUUUACAUUUCCGAGAUGGUACUCGCCAUCAACAGUAUUCACGAACUUAAGUAUGUUCACCGAGAUAUCAAACCGGAUAAUAUCGUGCUCGAUGCGAGCGGUCACGUUAGGCUGGCCGAUUUCGGUUCCUGUUUGAAGCUUGGUCCCCAAGGUACAGUGCAGUCGAAUGUGGCUGUGGGUACGCCGGAUUACAUUUCUCCUGAAAUCUUGCGAGCGAUGGAGGAUGGUCAGGGGAAAUAUGGACCGGAAUGUGACUGGUGGUCCCUGGGGGUUUGUAUGUAUGAAAUGUUGUUCGGAGAAACACCGUUCUACGCCGAGAGUUUGGUGGAAACUUAUGGUAAAAUCAUGAAUCACAAGAAUUGUUUUGAUUUUCCUAACGAUGACGAAGAGUUUCAAGUUAGUGAACAUGCGAAAGAUUUGAUAAAAAGGUUAAUUUGUGCGCCUGAAUUUCGGUUGGGUCAAAACGGAAUCGAUGAUUUCAAAACGCAUCCAUGGUUCGAAGGAAUCGACUGGGAUACGAUACGAAACGGCCAAGCGCCAUACAUACCAGAGGUUUCUAGUCCAACCGAUACGUCUAAUUUUGACGUAGAUGAUACGGACAUUAAGUUGUCUGAUGCGGUACCUCCGACUACGAAUCCGGCCUUCUCAGGGCAUCAUUUGCCUUUUAUUGGAUUCACGUUUACCAAGGAGAGUAGCAUAUCGGAUGUGGGGAAACUGUCACGUGCCAUUAGCAAUUUAACUAAUAGUCAAUUACAGCAACAGCUUGCUCCGCUCAAGUUGGAAGGUAAUCAGCAGCAAGGGAAUGGAAUGUUCAAACACGGUUCUGAGGAAAAACGACUCAGUCCCGAUAGCACUCGAAAACUGCAAGAUGAAAUCAAUAUACUAACAAAGCGGAAUUGCGAGUUGGAAAGUCAAAUUAAAAGUUUUGAGCGACAGGAAUUUGCGGUCCGAAGCAGCGGGAACGCCGUUUCGGGAGAUGCGGUCGAUGGCCAGCUAGAUGCUAAAUUAAAGGAGUACGAAAAAAUUAUUCGACAGUUGCGACAAGAAAAGGAUGACCUCCAGAAAGAGCAUGCAGAUGCAAUCGAAAGACUGAAACUACAAGAUAAGGAACUGAAGGAUGCUCUGAGCCAACGAAAAUUAGCAAUGACCGAAUAUACCGAGGUCACUGACAAAUUGUCCGAUUUGCGGCAACAAAAACAAAAAUUGUCCCGUCAGGUUCGUGAUAAGGAAGAGGAGGUGGAGGUGGGUUUGCAAAAAGUGGAUACGCUUCGAAGUGAACUUCGAAAGACCGAUAAAACUAGACGUGAACUGGAAGCAAGAUUGCAGGAUUUGUUGUCAGAAGUAACCAGAGAGCGGCAGCUGAGGGAGCGUUCUGAAGACUAUUGUCGCCAGUUGCAAGCUGAAGCCAGAAGUAGAAGUUCUUCUGAUUUAGGAUCUUCGAAUUCACUAGGAAUCUCAUCAUCCGAUUCUAUUCGGCUCGAAAUCGAUCGGCUAGAAGUGGAGUACAGUGAAAAAAUAAACCUUCAACAAUCGCGAUAUAAUACGGAAAUCUCUGCUCUUCGGGACCAGUUGAAUGAAGCCGAAAAUCAUCGGGAAAUGCUGCAGAUAGAACUACAGCAGGCUCGCGAUAAACUAGAUUCAACGCGACUUGAAUCGCUAACCGAUUCCGAAGAAACCAUAUUGGAGUUACGCAAGCGACAUGAUCGGGAAAAGAAAAUCCUGCUGGAUGAUAACCGGAAAAUGAUCUCUGAUCUGGAGAUUCUCAGUGAACAGAACCGACGUUUGCAGAAUGAAAGGCUGCAAAUGGAUAGCGAUUAUGAGGAAUUAAGGAAUAAGCGCCAAGCGUUCAGUCAGUGGGAGAGACAGAUUUCGGAGAUCAUUCAAUGGGUUUCGGACGAAAAGGAUGCUCGUGGUUACCUGCAGGCACUAGCCACUAAGAUGACUGAGGAACUUGAGUUCUUGAAGCACUCGGGUUCGCUGAAUCACAAUGCUAGCGAUAAGAAUUGGCGCAACCGACGAUCCCAGAAACUGGAUAAAAUGGAACUGCUCAACUUGCAGAGUUCAUUGCAAAACGAGAUUCAGGCAAAGGCUCUCAUAUCGGAGGAACUCACGCGCACUAGAACGGACUUAGUUUCCGCCCAAAAGGAUUUGCGCGAGACUCGCCAAAUUUGCGAAUCCAUUGGCAGUGAACUGAAACGUAAAGAUGGUCAAAUCAAGGAAUUGCAGCAACGACUGGAAUCGAAUGAAGGCUUUUUGGAGAGACCUUCUUCGCAGAUGUCCUAUUUGGAUCAUUUCCUGAAGGAAUCAGGCGGGGGAUCCAGCUCCACGACGCACACCAAUUCAACACUAGCCGUGAAUAUGCCGUCCCAGCAGAACAGUCAGCACGUAACCUCAACUAGUUCUUCAUCUAACAACCUUACCAACACCCCAAUGAACCAACAUAAUCAGAGUUUGUCCUCGCUUCAUCAGCAGCUGCAGCAACAGCAGGCGCACCAGCAGCAGCAACAUUUACAACAACAGCAACAGUCGCACACUUACAGCAACCAGCAGCAGAUUCAUCAGAUGCAUCACUCCAACUAUUCGAUGGAAAGCGAAGAGGGUGACGUCGAAGAUAACCGGGGCCAUUCGCUGUCCAGCUCGAAGAGCAACCUUAGUGACCAUUCAUUGAGCAUGCACAGCGUUAUGAUGCCCAAACAGAAGGUGCACCAGUUUCUGGUGCGAACGUUUUCUAGUCCUACAAAGUGCAACCACUGCACCUCGCUAAUGGUUGGUCUAACGCGGCAGGGUGUGGUGUGCGAGUUGUGCGGUUUCGCCUGCCACAUGAUCUGCUGCCAGAAGGUGCCCACACAAUGCCCGGUACCCUCCGAUCAAACGAAACGACCGCUCGGUAUCGAUCCGACACGAGGCAUCGGAACGGCCUACGAGGGCUAUGUGAAGGUACCUAAGCUGGGUGCGGUCAAGCGUGGCUGGGUGCGACAAUUUGUUGUUGUUUGUGAUUUUAAGUUGUUUCUGUACGACAUCACCGCCGAUCGCAGUGCAUUACCAAGUGUUCAUGUUACUCAGGUAUUAGAUAUGCGAGACCCAGAAUUUGGUGUUUCCGGAGUUCGUGAAAGUGAUGUUAUUCACGCAGCUAAAAAAGACGUUCCUUGUAUCUUUAGGAUAACAACCUCUCUAUUGGACGGUGGUACCUCGCUUCAAACUUUAAUGUUAGCGGAUACCGAAUCAGAAAAGGCGAAAUGGGUGGUAGCGCUUAGCGAAUUGCAUCGAAUAUUGAAACGAAAUAAUUUACCCAAUACUGCGAUAUUCCGUGUAAAAGAGGUGCUGGAUAGUUCCUUGUCCGCCAUUAGAAGUGCGCUGAGCGCGCUUAUUAUCGAUCCCGAUCGUAUUCUGCUGGGAACGGAAGAUGGUUUGUUUUGUUUGGAUUUGGAUCGUAGCGAGAUUGCUCGGAUAGGGGAAAGUAAAAAGGUGUAUCAACUGUGGUAUAUUGCUGAGGAGCAAUUGUUGGUAAUUCUGUGCGGCAAGCAACGCCAUUUGCGACUUUUGCCGAUUCGGGCUUUGGAAGCGACGGAUGUCGAAUGGAUAAAGGUGGCGGAAUCAAAGAAUUGCAUCACCGCCUGCACUGGGAUUAUCGAACGAGGACCGCAACCUGUUUAUUGUAUCGUUAUUGCACUGAAACGACAAAAUACUUCGCAAAUUGUGGUGUACGUUGUUAACAGAAAUCGCAGUCGUCACCAUAAAAUGUGCGAAUUUACAGUGGCCUACCCGGUGCAAAGUCUUCAGGUUCUCUCCGACUUACGGCUGGCAGUAGGCCAUCAGAGUGGUUUCACAGCGUACUGUCUGCAAGGAGAGGCUCAAGCCAUGCCUCUUGUACAUCCGGAAAACCAGUUGAAUAACUUCCUAGCGUACUCGGGCGUGGAUGCAUGGCGAGUAAUUGAAUUACAAUCAGGCCAAGGCUCUAACGCACACGGAGAAUAUCUGCUAGUGUUCCAAACGCUAGCUAUCUACGUCGAUCUACAGGGUCGCAAAUCUCGUGAUCGAGAGAUUAUGUAUCCAGCAGUACCUACUCAUAUUACGUAUUGUGACGGCCAUUUACUAGUCUACUCGGAAACGCAUCUCGAUAUCUUCAACGCGCAAACCGCCGAAUGGGUCCAGUCUAUUGGACUCAAACGAUCCCGUCCGCUGAUGAACAACGGCAGCCUUUCGUUGACGAUGCUGAACGAUACGGCACACGUUAUUUACUUAGCAAAUAUGCACACAAGUCUCCAAACUCCAUUUUCAGGAGAGCUUCUUAAUCUGACACCGUGUGACAGAGAGGGUCGUCUCAAGUCGAAACGAUUUUCAUUGCGUAAUGAGGGCAACCGUACUAUAAGAACAAGCACCGAUAGACGUUCAAAGUUAAUUUCGGCACCAACCAAUUUCAAUCACAUUUCUCACAUGGGCCCCGGAGAUGGAAUUCAAAAGCAACGCCUUUUGGAUCUCCCAACCACGAUCGAAACCGCUGAUCAGAGCAACCAACUUCGGGUAUCAACCAUGCGGCAUGCUCCACCGCCUCCUAGAGCACCACCACGUCCAAUGAUACACCCGCAUAAUGGUUCGAAUAAUUCUUUCCCAGGUGCUAAGCGAACAGCUCCAGCUCGGCCACGAGAUCAACCACCAUCGUUACCGCGGUCUCCUAGUCCACUGGGCAGCAUGUCAUCGUUACAGGACGUACUCAAGGUGGCCGAUAUGCAGUCAGAAUCACGGCAAAGUGUAGCUAGUAACAACUCCAGCUCGGUUUCAACACCUCCGUCGCCAACCAACGACCGGUUGAGCUCCAGCUACGACUCUUAAUGGUAAGAGAUAUGCUCUUGUAAAUGAGCUACUAAAUCGAUACUAGUUUCCUUGAAAUUUUGGAAUGAAUAGUUUUUUUUACGUCAAGCUGAUUUUAAAUUUAUUCAGUUUCUCUUGAAACGGCUAAUGCAUUGCAUUUCAAAAAUAAAAUUCAAAAAUACUCGAGAUCAUAAUUCGCAUGAUUUUUUUAACUUUUUUUUAUGUUUUUAUGUUUCUGAGAAAGUAAUAUAACUAUUUAAAAUUUUAAAUCAAAAUAAGCCUCUAUGGAAAAAUUCUGAUCUCUUUAAAUCUAGUAAACUUUAAACCUGAAAGUGUAUGUCUCGGAAACUCGCGUUUCCAGUAGGGUUGUGUUUCUAGAAACAAACACAAUCACCAGUGAGUCUGUAUCUUGUCUCUAAUUCGCAAUAACCAUUUACAUCCAAAUUCUGCCCAUUUAUAUCACCAGCGAAUAAGGCUACUUAUCGUAGACAGAAGCAAACAUCGUUGUGCAAUAUUCUAUGCAAGUAGAAUAGAACGUAUCGCAAUACCAGAAAAAAAAUAACUGAACUAGUACCUCUUGGUAGAAUUAUUUUAACACUUCACUCUAUUAGAAUAGAACAAAUCUUUGCUAAAAAUUUCCUGUCAUCGUAACAGCAAAUUUUAACCAAACUUUAAAUCACCAUAAUCAAAUUAGAAAACAUAUUACAACGAGUUUGUGAACACUUAAACACCGAAAACCGAUGUCUUAAUUCCAGUUUUCCCUUAGGUACGUCUGCAGUCUAACAAAAAUCGCAUAAUAAUCUUAAUCUUGACACAGCGUCGCUAUUUUCCAAUGAUCAGAAAAAUUUGCGUUUAUACAUCAAUAAAUCGAAAAGCGACACGUUAAAAGGGCCUUAAUCUAAAUUGUUAACGGUACCGAGUGAGAGCUAUUAUUUGCUAGAUUUGGGAACUUUCUGCGUGUUGCUUUUCAAUUAAUCAAGACAUGUUUUACCCGAUUACAACCCGAUUCCGUUUCUUUUGUGAAAGCUCGGAAAGCACCUCUCGGUGGUAACAGAGCACUUUCCAGUAACUAUAGUAUAGGUACAGUUUCAUUGUUUCUCAGCACUACGCGUUUACAUUUGAAUAAAAGGCGAAAAUAACGAUACAAAGUCAAUAACUAUAACAAGGAAAGAAUCAAAUUCACUACUACCUAAUUCAUACACACAAAACUAUUGAAGUAAGAAGUAAGAAACUUUUAAACUAAAGCAGUCACUCAUAUUUCUGCUUGACCGAACCGGCUUCGCGCGGAGCGAUAGCGGUCAAAUCGUUGAAAGUGAAAAUAAACUGAAGACAAUAUUUAGUAUUUCCGGUACAGGUUUACUGUAUUUGUUAAUAUUAUAUACAGAGUAGAAAGCAAGAGCGUGUAGGACAGAAACUCUCUAAAUCACUGACAACUAACUUAGAGCGUGUACAUUACCAGAACUCACCCUGUCGAGCAUCAGCUGCGAAGGAAUCGUGCGCCAUUUACCAUUGUAAAAAGAAAGGAACUAAAAUUAACUUACAAAUCUGUUGAAGCCAAGUCCACUUAACCCAUAACUUAUUUGACCCACCAUACCUAACGUACGAAUGUAGUACAGAAGCUUUUUAUAAUCAAUAUUUUAAUCGAUUUAAAUUUUGAUAAGCCUAUUUAUUUGCAAACCCAUUAUAUGUUUUGCAUCAGUUUGGCUAAUCGUAUGUUAAAUCUGUAUAUCGUUUAAUCGGCUUCGAAAUUUAACGCUAUUUUCUCUCGUUUCGAUUGUCGUUCUGUUUGUCCACAUAAUAUUGCUGUAUUAUCAGUACAUGUAAUGUGAAAGGAAUAUUACAAUAAACAAACGAUACAUAUUAAGCGGAAAUUUUUCAACUAGUAAUUGAGAUACGAACAUGAAAAAGGAGUUGCAUAAACGUGCAUCUGAAACUGAAACUGCAACAUCGGAAACACAUACUAUGGCUAAGUUUGCAGUAUAUAUGUAGCAUAUACCGAAAGUCUAGUGUUUUAUAAAAUUAUAUUAAUUGUAAAAUUACCACAGCAGAAUAUAUUAACAUUAUACAAGUACUAA